This is a messenger RNA of Didymodactylos carnosus, 435 nucleotides long. The record is from the annotation of a GenBank genome assembly. NCBI's taxonomy places the organism in Eukaryota, Metazoa, Rotifera, Eurotatoria, Philodinida, Philodinidae.
AUGGAGAAAGUUAAAGAAGCUGGACAGGCCGUAUCCGAAAAAGUUAAAGAAGUAUCAUCUGGUGCAUCAUAUGAAGCAAACAAAUCAGCUGCAAAAGAUAGUGAUCGAACGGUUGGUGAUCGAGUUGGACAUGGAGUCGAUGCUGCAAAAGACAAAAUUGAUGAAAAAUCACAUGAAGCUAAAAAGGAAGGACAUAAAGAAGAAAGUGGCAUUCUCGGCACAGCUGUUGAAAAAGUAAAAGAUGCCUAUAAUUAUGUAGCUGAAAAAGCUCAAGAAUUAACAAGUGGCGCAUCGUAUGAAGCAAAUAAACAAAAAGCAAAAGAUAGCGAUAAUCGUGUUGGAGAAAGAAUUGGUGCUGGUAUCAAUGCAGUUGGUGACAAAAUUGAAGAGAAAUCGCAUGAAGCACAAGCAAAAUGUCAUAAAGAAAAACUUUAA